Acanthosepion pharaonis is the source of this 4599-nucleotide messenger RNA. The record is from the annotation of a GenBank genome assembly. Lineage: Eukaryota; Metazoa; Mollusca; Cephalopoda; Sepiida; Sepiidae.
AUGGAUUCUGCUAUGGAUUUCACUCCGCCAAAAAAGUUCAGAAAGCUUGACUCUGGGGAUGUUGGAACUGACGAUCUCUGCGACGAACAUAAACCCCGUGCAAGUGAUAGUCUAACCAACCGUAUUCUUCAAGAAAAGGGUGAUGAAAACGAAAGUAAAAGCAAAGACUUUGAAGAAGAGAGCAAAAAUAUUGCCGCUGAUUUUUCUUCUCCGGCGAAAACGAUACAGAAAAUUCAGUCGGGUAAUGAUCAAUUAAAAUCAGAAGUUUAUGAAUCGAAGAGGAAAAUUGACACCCGUGAAGUGGCCAGUAGCGGCGAAAUGAGUACAAACGGAUUGAACAUACACAAAAGGCACAGAAAACCUGAUGAUGAAAAUAAAACUAACGAAACUGUGACUUCUCCACCGAAAAAAGCUCAAAAAAUCGAUAGCUUAGCUUCGACCUACGACCACAAAAUCGGCAAAGUCGAAGCGGGCGACAAUCUGAAUGAAAACUCUAUAGAAAAGACAACCGGAAAAGUUGUCAAAGCUACAGUAGGCAACUUUGAUAUUUCUGAAAGCCUUCCUGCUAAAGUUACUUCUGAAAGUGGACAAACUAACCCCGAUCAAAGCUCUGGCGAUUCUAAUUUGUCUUCCCCGUCUAAAACUCAAAAGUCAAGUUGCGAAAAAGACCCUUCUAGCGAGAAAGUCGAUGAAAAUAAAAAUAUCUGUUUAUCUGGCUCGGUCUGUGAAGAGAUUGAGGCUAAGAACGUUGAAGAGAAAAGCCAGCUUAAAAAAGAAAGUGAUCGUCACAAAAGUACGAAAGACUUGCAAGGGGAUGUCCUGCAAAAGACAGAUUACAGAGAGACUGAUGAUGAACAGAGAACUAUUAGUGUUGAUGAAACCGUCCAUGAUGACCGAAUUGGUACGUAUAAGAUUGACAAUGGAAGCAAAAAUACAAUUGAAUCUAAAGAAUCGUGUGAAGACUUUGCGCAGAAUAAGUGUGAUGAAUCUAGCAUGGGACGCCAAAAAGCUUCGGCCGAAAAAGACAUAAACGCUGUUCAAAAUGGACGUCCCGUUGUGACGGAAACUGAAGGUGAAUCGGCCUGUGUUGACCAAAAUAGCAUUAGUGACACACACGCUGCCGAAGAAAAAGACGCGGCUGAUUCAAUGAAAGCUGGUAUCUGUGUCGAUAAAGAACCUGUAAUCUCUAAAGAUAUGGAGAAAACUGGAGAUGCUGAAGAAAAUGAGGGAAAUAUUCCAGAUCUUAAAGUUAAGGUUAUAAAAUCCAGUUGCGAUGUAAGCGGCUUUGCUGACAGCCAAAAUAAAGUCGAAUGCCAAAAUUAUGUGACGGAAUUCGACGAAACUCUCUCGAAUGAAGAAACAAAAUUUAAGGCCAAUCAAUCUCUGCUUAAUAAAGAUGAAGACUUGUCUGAUCUUGACCAAUAUCAGAAACGGCAGCAGUCGGUGGAAGUCGACAAUGAAACUGUCAAAAAUCCUGGUCUCUCUGAUCUUUCUUGUGACAAGGUUAAGCCCGACCCUGACAUAAGAGAAAUUGAAGCAAAUGGUAAUCUUAUAAGAACCGAUGUUACUUAUGACUGGUCAGAUUCUGAAUCUAAAAAUGUUUCUCUGGAUAAUAGUAAAUGCCAAAACUCUGUCAAAUUGACAGGGUUAUGUGAUGCUAUAGAUAGCAAAACUAACAAUACUCAGCCGGAGAACGAAUCUCUAUCGAAAGAUAAGCAAAACGAAGCAAAUGAAGAAAAUUAUAAAGUAGCUGACAAUAUGGCUGUGGAACAAAACGAUGAAUGCAUGGAACACAACGAUACUGUUAAGAAUAAUGUCGAAUGCCCAAAAGAAAGGUCUGAAACUAACUCGGCAGAAAACAGGAGUAGCGAGCACCACGGCGAAAAUUCUACCGGAAAAAUGGAGUGCCAAUUGCCUGAAAAUGGUCAAAAGAAAAACAUCACUGACGAUUCCGAUACAGUGAAUUCGAAACUCGAUAUUGCUGACAAGGAGGGUGGUGUGGUCUUAGAAAAUAGCGACUGCCAAGUUUCUACAAAGGAAAAUGAAAAGCCUGUCUCGAAGAACGAAGAAACAGAAAAUUCUGACGGUGUACCGGAAGAGUCUGCGAGUGAAGAGUCGAAGCAUCUUGGAAAGGCAGACCAGAAAACUGUAGAUAAUUCCGAAUGCAAAGACUCUUUAAAAAUAAAGAAAGCAAAAUUAUCUUAUAACGAAACCGCUAGAACUCUGGACGUUGAUAUUACCCCCGGCUUUGAGCAGGGUCAAGAAUUUGUCAAAGACGAAGAAAUAACUGAAAAACCAGAAAGUAAAACAGAAUUGAAUAAUGGUCAGACUAAGAUCAAAGACAUAAAUACUACGAAAGACGCUACAGAGAUUUCGAAUGAUAAUCCUACUCAGAGGAACUGCAAUGAAUUCGUUGCCAGUGUACUUGACCACGAAAAUAGAAAACCUGAUCUGCUUAAUUUAGAUAAAGUAAAUACUGCACAGAAUAUGAAAUCGGAAAAAAAUGUUGCUACCAAUGAGCCUGAAAAAAUGGUCGAUGGUGACAUGGAAUUAGAUUCUGCUCUCUGUCAAGAGAGCACGAAAGAAUCUGGCCAAAAUAUUGCUGAUAAAACCCAGUAUAUAAGGAAUGAUACCACUGGUCAAUCAAAUAUACUUAAAGAUGCUGAUCAUUCUGAUCUUUAUGAGCAUGAGGCAAAACUCCAGGAGUCAGCGGAAAUUAAAGAAGCUGUCACCGAUGUUGAAAGCAGUAAAUCUGCUGACAUCUCUAAUGAAACUGACCCCAAUCAGGCGGCAAAUAAAACUGAUAAAGACGAUAUUAUGAGUAGAACUGAUGCCGUUAAUGAUCAACCAGACAAGAGCAUAAAAAGUGCUCUCCGGGAUAAGGAGUGUCAGCACGCUAUAAAACAAAGUAAUAACAUGAAUAACCAAACUUUACCUGACAAUGAAGAGAAUGGGACAACUUUACAAAAAGAUGCCGAUUCAAACGUCGAGGAAAACAGUACUAAAAAAUUCGAUAUGGUUACUGAACAAGACAAAUGUUUGGAACCUUCAGUUAUUGCUGAAGACUAUGAUGAUUCGAAAAAUAGGGGAAAAAAUGGCGGUGCGACAGAUGCUAGUAACUUUGCUACAGGAAGUACUCCAAAGGAACGCAAGGAACAGUAUACUGAUCGUGACUAUGUGAAAGGAUUAGAACCAAAUAUUUCUGUAAAUAAAACUGGUAAUUCUUAUAGCGAAGGCCAAAGCCUCACCGGCAUCGCCACUAAUCCGCGUGGUAAGGACGAUAAGGAUUUAUCAGUGUCUCAGUAUGGGAAGCGUCUAGAGACAGCGGAAGACUACAAAGAAAAUAUUAGUGAUGUCAAAGAGAGUAAACGAGACGAUAGUCUCGAAACAGGUGCUGAUUACACUGUUGAUAAUGACAAACCCGGCAGAGAAAGCGACGAGAGUAUGGAAGUUGAUACUGCUCAAGAGAAAGAAGUAUUCCCAGAUACAAACCAGCAGAAUGUAGGUAACGAUGAUUUAAAGAUCGAUAAUGUAGAAGCUGGUGAGAGUAAUGGAUUCAUGGAAUGUGAUGCCGUACAGGAUAAGGACUAUACAGGUGUUAAUAAAGAAAACGAAGUUCAUAAUGAAAGCGAGAAGCAUUAUAAGAAAAGUGACAUCGAAUGCCAGGACAUUACGAAAGGCGAUAAAGAUAUGUGUGAUAGUGACAGCAAGAAUACGUUUACUAACAGUGAAGAGAUUCGUUCUCCAGAGACAACAGAAGACAUGAAAAAUAUAACUAAAGAUGCAAAAACUGUAAAGUCUAAUGAUGAAUGCAUAGAACCUGGUGCUGCUGAAACAGAUUCCAAAGACUCUGCUAAAGAAAACGGAAACGCCUCUAGCGUCUCUAAUGAAAAAGGUGACGCGUUUGACAGUGAGGGCAAGGGACUUGAUCCUCUUAUUAAUAAUGGACGAUAUACGGAUGUUGAAAAGGCGGCGGAAAAAGCGUCCACAAACGACGAAAGUGAGGACGCAAAACUCUCGCAGAGUUCUUCGACAAAGUUAGAAACCUCUAACAAUGAGACAAAUCGUCCGUGCCGGUGUUGCUCAUUUACUGAUCAUGCCUUAUUAAGUAUAACGCUGCGUAGCGUCCGAAGCCCCUGCGCUACUUCACAACGCCAUCCCGUCCUCAGUCACCGGUGUGUCCGCGAUCGAAUCCUGUGGCUAACCGUGAAGUUGGUCACUUCGAUCACCGUUUGCAGCAAAUUACGGAAUACUGACGACACGUUCUUCACUCUCUCUCUCUCUCUCUCUCUCUCUCUCUCUCUCUCUCUCUCUCUCUCUCUCUCUGUCCGCGUCUCUGCCUCAACUGCUGCUCUCUCUGUCCGCCUUCUUUUCUCGCUUCUCUGUCGCUCAGUCAAAUCUCAAGUGCUGCUGGGUGGCCCUUGUAUGUCUAAAUAUGAGGAGCCUCCUUGCGGGGAUGGCCGUAGCAAUACAUCAUUCCGCCAUCUUGUUCUCCCCACUCUUGUCCGCACCUCACACCAAUACCUUUCAGUGGGCGUAUUCAUUUUCCUCCUACUUCUUAAUAUCAGCUUCUCACACUGCCAACCAUCCAGGGAAUAG